Physella acuta is the source of this 3501-nucleotide messenger RNA. RefSeq lists its product as uncharacterized. Gene Ontology annotation, molecular function: DNA helicase activity. The record is from RefSeq and is a predicted model, not a curated record. Gene Ontology annotation, biological process: DNA repair; telomere maintenance. Lineage: Eukaryota; Metazoa; Mollusca; Gastropoda; Physidae.
AUGGUAUUCAUGGAAAAUCCAACCCUGGACAUGAGAAGGUACAACGCACCCUCCUGCCAAACUGAUGUUGCUGCUAUCUUUGUAGGUAAAGACGGGGAACCUCCUGCACAACGCGAUAUUUGUAUAUAUCCAAGAGGAGAUGCUUGCAAGCGUAUCUCUGUGCUCAAUAUGAACUGUGACCCCAUGGUUUAUCCACUGCUAUUUCCUUACAAAGAUCCAGGCUGGCACAUACAAUUCGCCCAUGUUGAAGAAAAGCGAACCGCAAACAGAACCAGAGUCACACAACUCCAAUUUUAUGCCUACAGGCUUGCCAUGAGAUCUGCAUUCAGCAUCUUGCAUUCCAGCGGCAAACUGUUCCAGCAAUAUGUAGUCGACGCAUAUGUCAGAACAGAAGGCGCGCGUUUACAUUACCUACGCUCCCAUCAAGAAGAUUUGCGCGUAGAACAAUACAGGGGACUGAUUGAUGCUAUCGCUGCAAAAGCACAAGGCAAUAACAUUCACCCUGGACAGUUGAUCAUUCUUCCCUCUACAUUUCAAGGCAGUCCACGGUACAUGCAACAGAACUACCAAGACGCGAUGGCGAUUGUCCGCAAAUGUGGCAAGCCUGACUUAUUCCUAACAUCCACAUGCAAUCCUGCUUGGCCGGAAAUCUCUAACGCCAUUUCCCAUCAUGAGCGACCAGAACACAGGCCUGAUGUCGUUGCCCGCGUCUUUCAUAUCAAACUGCGGGAGUUCCUAACUGACAUUUUGGAGAGGAAUAUUUUCGGCAAUGUAGUCGCAUACAUUUUCGUUAUUGAGUUCCAAAAACGAGGCUUGCCUCAUUGUCAUAUGUUACUGACACUUGAUUCACAGUGCAAAAUAAGGACCAAAGAUGACAUAGACAAAUAUGUCUGCGCUGAGAUUCCAAAUCCCGAAAUACACCCUCGACUUUUCCAAAUUGUCACUAAACGUAUGGUACAUGGUCCGUGUGGUACGCUCAAUUCUAGCUCAUCUUGCAUGAAAGACGGCAAGUGCACAAAAAAUUUCCCAAAGGACUUCAACGCCGAGACUCAAGAAAACACACAAGGGUACCCCAUAUACCGCCGAAGGCAGGGCACAACUGCCAUUGUUGGCAAACACGACAUCGACAAUCGUUGGAUAGUACCUUACAACCCCUGGCUUUCUCAGAAAUUCAAUGCUCAUAUUAACGUUGAAGUGUGCGCGUCCGUUCAAUGUAUCAAGUAUCUAUAUAAGUACGUCUACAAAGGACACGACGCGGCAUCCCAUGCACUUCAGAAGGAGCCGGCCGAUGGUGUUUUCCAACAUGACGAAAUACAAACUUUUCUUGAUGCUAGGUAUGUUAGUGCUCCGGAGGCUAUGUGGCGUUUGAACGAGUACAGUCUUUCAGAAAAAUCGCACAUUAUAACACGAUUACCAGUUCAUUUGCCAGAACAGCAAGUCGUCUUCUUUCAUGAGGGUCAGGAAGAACAAGCACUACAAAGACAGGCCAACAAAAACACCAUGCUCUUAGCUUGGUUUGAACUCAAUAAAACGGAUCCUGAAGCUGUGGAGUUACAUUACACUGAUGUUCCCCAACAUUACACAUUCCAACAAUCCUCUGGAAAAUGGCAAAAGAGAAUUAGAGGAGGUGCAAAGGUGAUCGGUAGAAUGCCUGUUGUUGCCAUUCACGACACCGAACGUUAUUACCUCAGGCUUCUCCUUACCCGUUCCGUAAGCAUCACGAGUUUCAAGCAUCUACGAACUGUCAACGGCGUGGAAUGUAACACUUUCAAAGAGGCGUGCCAACUAUUGGGUCUUCUUAAAGACGAGAAGAUAUGGCAUGAUACACUUAUAGAGGCAUCUGAGAUACGAAUGCCAGCGUUUUUGCGACAACUUUUUGUUUUCAUCUGUGUCUUCGGCGAACCACAAAACGUUCCACACCUUUGGGACACGCAUAAACUCUCCCUUUCUGAGGACUUUCUCAGAACAUAUUCCACACGCACCGCUUGCAUGCAUGCUCUAGCAGAAAUAAAUGACAUGCUUCAACCACAUGGCCUCAACCUGCACAAAUUACACCUACCCCUCACUGACAUUCUUCCGAAGUGUCAUUCAUCUUCCGCCUUUGAUGCUCAGGCUGAACACUCCCACGCUAUAGAACACUACGACAAACUCAACACAGAACAAAAGCACGCUGUUGACAUUGUUUUGGACGCUGCAUACAUAGACUCCCGACCGCGACAAACCUGCUUCUUCUUAGAUGGUCCGGCAGGAACAGGGAAAACCUUUGUUUAUAAAACUCUGAUCCAUACCAUCAGAGCCAGGGGAGACUUUCCUGUAACCGUUGCAUCUACAGGAAUAGCUGCAACAUUGUUACCGGGUGGACGUACUGCCCAUUCGGUAUUUAAAAUCCCAUUGAAGCUCACUCCUACUUCCACAUGCAAUAUCAAACCUAUCUCACAACACGCGCAACAUAUUCUGCAAUGCAAAUUGAUUAUAUGGGACGAGGCGCCAAUGACACAUGCAUACGCAUUUCAGGCAGUUGACAGGUUGUUACGUGAUCUCACAGAUGAGACGCACCCAUUUGGAGGGAAAACAAUUCUAUUGGGUGGAGAUUUCCGACAAAUACUCCCCGUCAUUCUGCGUGGCUCCCGAGCACUCACUGUCGCCAGUUGCAUAAACAAGCAACUUUUGUGGCGUCACAUGCAUGUACUUACACUGACGACAAAUAUGAGAGCUCUUCCUGACGAACAGCAUUUUGCAAAAUGGCUUCUCGAUGUUGGAGACGGGACAAUUGGAACACCUGUAACAUUACCGUCACAUUCUUUCCCUCUUCAUUCUGAUCCCGUUCAAUUACUAUAUGGCGACAUCGACUUCUCAACUGUCACUUCGGAACAACUCAGUACGCGAGCUAUACUAAGUGUCACGAACGAAGACUCCCUGCACCUGAAUGAACAAGUAUUGAAACUUAUCCCAACCGACGAAGUAACUUUCACCAGCGUUGACUCCAUCGUCACAGACGAUCCCGCAGAUGAACUUUCUUUCCCCGUAGAAUUUCUUAACAGUCUUACCCCUACUGGCAUGCCUCCGCAUAAACUCAAAAUUAAAAUUGGUUCAGUUGUCAUGCUUCUUAGAAACCUCAUGCCAGCAAGAGGUCUCUGUAAUGGCACUAGACUGACUGUUACCAGCAUUCACCGCAACGUACUGGAGUGUAAGACUAUCGCAGCUGCUACCUCACAAACUGUCCUUAUUCCACGGAUAUCCCUGACUCCAUCAGAUUCAAAUUUGCCUUUCACCUUUACGCGCAGACAAUUUCCUGUCAGAUUAGCCUUUGCCAUGACAAUUAACAAAGCACAGGGCCAAACAUUCGAAAAGAUAUGUCUGUAUCUUCCAAAACCAGUUUUCACUCAUGGACAACUAUAUGUUGCUCUCUCCAGAGUUACUUCCUAUAAUUCUCUUACUUUAGUUUGCCCAAACCCACCCUUUUUGGACAACUGUGUCUAUCAGGAAGUCCUGGGUCACUAA